Messenger RNA from Pseudozyma hubeiensis SY62, 633 nucleotides. Its product is annotated as NRPS-like enzyme. Gene Ontology annotation, molecular function: medium-chain fatty acid-CoA ligase activity. Bases 1 to 633 code for a protein of 210 amino acids. The record is from RefSeq and is a predicted model, not a curated record. Lineage: Eukaryota; Fungi; Basidiomycota; Ustilaginomycetes; Ustilaginales; Ustilaginaceae. Gene Ontology annotation, biological process: fatty acid metabolic process. The transcript has a single exon.
AUGCUCUCGGGCCAGCGCUUUGCUUGGCCUUCGCUCAAUGCUUUGUUCGCCGAUCGAGUCAAGAACAUGCCGAACAAGACAUUCCUCGCAUUCCCCAAAGCUGGUGCCACCAACAAUCCUUCAGCUUUUGCGUACGACGAGUACACCUUUGGACAGGUUGACGAUAUGGUUAGCCAUCUGGCUGCUUCGUACGCCGUCGCCUUGCCUCCCAGGCGUGUGAACCAGCCUUCGAUUGCUGUUGGUCUUUUCGCAUCCAGUGGAUUCGACUACAUCGUUCACAGCUUGGCUCUCUUCCGUCUCGGUCACGUUGUCGUUUACCUGUCCACCAACAAUUCUACCGCAGCUCUCGCUCAUCUCGUCAAGGUCACUUCGAUCACCACCCUUCUGUACAGCUUCGACAAAGCUGAAGCCAUCUCUGCCCUCAAGCCAAUGCUCGAAGAGCAAGGUCUCGCCUCAGUCGACCUGGUCAGAUGGACGAGCGUGUCAGAAGCCCUCAAGCUCUCCCUCGCCACCACCAUGGACUCAAGGAGAUACACCACGGAGCUAUCGUACGAUCAAGAGAGCCUCGAGGACGCUUUUGUGAUUCAUUCCAGCGGGUCCACCGGAUUUCCUAAGCCAAACUUCCUGAAGUGA